Messenger RNA from Galleria mellonella (greater wax moth), 7178 nucleotides. It is a transcript of the gene Efa6, whose product is annotated as PH and SEC7 domain-containing protein. The transcript is spliced from 21 exons. The coding region runs from base 222 to 3368 and encodes 1048 amino acids. Gene Ontology annotation, molecular function: phospholipid binding; guanyl-nucleotide exchange factor activity; protein binding. Gene Ontology annotation, biological process: regulation of ARF protein signal transduction. NCBI's taxonomy places the organism in Eukaryota, Metazoa, Arthropoda, Insecta, Lepidoptera, Pyralidae. The record is from RefSeq and is a predicted model, not a curated record.
GGUUCAUCAUUCAUUUUUGUCAUUAUUAUUUGUCAUGGAAUGGAUAUCGGCGACUUCGUUUCGCUUUGGUUGGAUGCCCUUGCUUUUUUCUUGCAUUGUAAUUAAAAAUCAUUUCGUUUUGUAACUAUUGUUCGUCACCAAAGUUCUUUAGUGUAUUUUCAAUGAGGUGUUACUAAUAAAAUUCUUCAAAGAUUUAUAAUCAAUGCUGCUGUGCUCUGAAUAUGGCUGACGAAAGACUUGUGGUCUUGAAGCGUAGUGACAAUUUGGGAUUCGGAUUCUCUUUACUUGGUGAAGCCGGUUUGCCACACAUUAUAUACGAAAUCGAAGAAAACUCUCCAGCUGCUCGUAGUGGUGAGGUAGAGGCGGGAGACGUAUUGCUCAAGGUCAAUGGGACUGAUGUAAACCGGUUCACUACCCGAGAAGUUUUAAAAUGCUUACGACUUUCAUCGGAUCCCGUCACUUUAAGACUGAAAAAGGACCCACAGAUCAAAGCGAACGUAAGGCGGUACCUAUCUGCUGCAGCGGAGCGCCGGUCCAGCUUGCCACGCGUCAACCACGACAAACCAAGUUCCCCGCCGUCGAGUAACUCGAAUAGCAACAGCAACUCAUCGAGCAACUCGUCAAGCAACGGCUCGGGCGUGCAGUCCGGCGACAGCUGCGAGGCGCUGCUGACCGACGAACGGGCGCCGCGGCGACCGCGCACUACACAGCCCAAGUUCGAGGCCUACAUGAUGACCGGCGAUCUCAUGCUCAAUCUGUCGCGCGUUGAACACCCCCACCACAACCACCAUGCGCCCACACAUCGCACGCACUAUCACAGAUACAACUCGACGCCGGCGUCGCCGUGCGAGAGCCGCGCGUGCGGGCGCGCGGAACUCGCGCAGCGGCACAACUCGUCGCCCGACACCGGCCUCGGCCACGCCGCCCUGCACGCCGCGCGCUCGCCCAUCGCCUUCAGGUUUAUAUCGCAGCCCGCGUCGCCGGCGGGCGGCGGCGCGUCCACGGGCGAGAUAUCGUCUGCGCGGCCGCCGCACACCGUGCGUACCUCGCGCUCUGAAGACCAUUUACAGUUUCAGAAGGAGUCGUCGCUGAGCGCCGUGGCGGUGGACAUGGAGGAGGACGUGACGUCAUCGCUGAACACGUUGCUGGACGCGCGGCCCGACUCGGCCACGCCCGCGCCGCGCUCUGACUCGGACGCCGAACGGGACAGGAUCGUGUGGACGUACAACGCGCCGGUGUCGAGCGCGACGGAACGCGCGUGCAACGGCUCCGCCGCCACCUCCAACUCCACCUCCACCUCCAUAUCCGACGGCAUGUCGCAGAGCAGAUCGUCGUCGCCCGCGUCGCCCACGUCCGUGUCGUCGUCGGUGAUGUCAUCGCGGGCGACCCCCCCGCACCGCCCGCCGCCACACCCCCACCGACCACUCAAUGGAGACAUGAGCCUCUCAGAAGCCGUGUCCAACAUAUCUAGUCCAGACUACCAAGAUCAAGACGACAUGUUUGAGACGGGUCGAGACUGUCCUCGUAUGGAACUCUCUGACCCCUCAGACUCAGACUCAACCAUCCUCGUCUCCGAACCUUGCCACAAACGAGCCAAGUCUAACUCCACAUACUCAAACGAACAUGGCAGUGAUGUCACGUUAAACGGUGAUCACAACACGGAUUAUAGAAUUGUUAUACAAGUUAAAGGGCCAGACAAACAAAACUCUAAUACUAAUGAAAAUGUAAAUAAUAAUAAUAACAAUAAUAGUAACUAUGCACAGAACGGAAAGGAGAAUGGUCAUAAUUCACCAGAGAAUCAAGGAUACCAGGAAUUGGGUAGCGGUUCGGACGGUGGGUCAGACGAAGGCUCGGACGGCGACUCACUGCACUCGUUCCACUACAGCCCCAAGGCCGUCGACAUCCCGUCCGCCGAGCGCCUCGCCAAACGCCUCUACCACCUCGACGGCUUUAAGAAGUCCGACGUCUCCAGACAUUUGAGUAAAAACAACGAGUUCUCGCGCGCGGUGGCGGAGGAGUACGUGCGGCACUUCUCGUUCGGCGGCGCGACGCUGGACGCGGCGCUGCGCUCGUUCCUGGCGCGGUUCGCGCUCAGCGGCGAGACGCAGGAGCGCGAGCGCGUGCUCGUGCACUUCUCGCGACGCUACCUCGAGUGCAACCCCGGCUCCUUCAACUCGCAAGAUGCGGUGCACACGCUGACAUGUGCGAUCAUGCUGUUAAACACGGACCUGCACGGCGGCGGCGCGGGCGCGUUCCGCCGCAUGUCGUGCGCGGAGUUCAUCGACAACCUGGCCGACCUCAACGACGGCGACAACUUCCCGCGUGACACGCUCAAACACCUCUACCACGCCAUCCGCACGCAGCCACUACAGUGGGCGCUCGACGCGGAGACGGGCGGCACGGAGACGAACGCGAGCGGAGGCGCGGCGGCGGCGACGGCGGGCGGCGGCGGCGGCAGCGCACGACCUGGUGCCAACCCGUUCCUGGACGUGCCCGACCAGGCACGCGCCGUCGAGUACAAGAAGGGCUACGUCAUGCGCAAGUGCUGCGUCGACGCCAAUGGCAAGAAGACACCAUUCGGACGGCGCGGCUGGAAAAUGUUCUACUGCACGCUUCGGGACUUGGUGUUAUUCCUACACAAGGACGAGCAUGGCUUCAGGCGGAACCAGAUGUCGGAUAACCUACACAAUGCGAUACGAAUACAUCACGCCCUAGCGACGAAAGCAACGGACUACACAAAAAAACAGCACGUCUUCAGAUUGCAAACUGCAGACCAAGCUGAAUAUUUAUUUCAAACUAGCGAUUCCAAAGAGCUGUGCUCGUGGGUGGAGACUAUCAACUUCGUAUGUGCGGCGUACUCGGCGCCGCCGCUGGCCGGCGCGGUCGGCUCGCAGCGCAAGUUCCAGCGGCCGCUGCUGCCCUGCACGCACACCAAGCUCUCCAUGCGCGAACAACUAGCGGAGCACGAGGAGCGCAGCGCCCGACUGGAGGAGGAGCUGGCGGCGCUGCGGCACGCCCGGGACAACUCGCCACACGCGCGCGACAAGGAGCACUACCUCGUCUAUGAGGUGAAGCGGUACCGCACGUACGCGUACGUGAUGCGGUCGCGCUGCCCGAGCGGCCCGCGCCCGACCGCGACCGCGCGCCGCUCGCGCCGCCGCCCUGACGCGCCAUGGCGGUAUUCGCCGCCUGCGUCCUGUGACUGGUGCCGCGCCGCCGCCGCCGCCGCCGCCGCCGCCGCCGCCCAGCCUGCUGCGCGCUCCUCUGCCUCGCCGCCUCGGCGCCGCCGGCGUGCAGCGACGACGAAUCCUCCUCGCUCGGCCUACGGUAGUGUGACGCGGCCCUCCGAUUCGCGGCAAACCGCUUGAGCGAAACCAUCAACAGCCCUCCGACUGUAUAAACGUUUAUAUAAUUUACCGUGGCGUAGCACUGUGUUGUACGACUUUACCGUCACAAUAUAAUAAGAGAACAAAACAUGCAAUUUGAGUUUCUAUGCACAUCUACAAUCGAGGGUAAUUAGAAACUAUUUUCGUGCAUAUUGCUCUCUUGUUAUAUCCUAACAGUAAAAUUAUGCAAUAUCAUGCCAUGAUACAGUAAAUUAAAGAACGUCCUCCAGCUCCUACCAAAUUAGUAGGGUGACUCUAAAAUAAAAGAGUGAAGCCUUCAUUCUCUAAUCUGAUCACCUGAAUUAUUGUAAACGGUUUCGAUGUUAUAUAAAAAAAAUAUUGAAUCUUGCGCAGUAGUAUGUAUAAUUCUUACUGCACAGGGCUUGUUACUGAAAUUGCGUUCAAGUUGUUUGCCCCUAUCUGUACGUAUGUAUAUUUUUAACGCCGUGCUCCAUAUUCAACUCGACCGACGUUGCGGCUCAACAAACUCUAUUUCUUUAGAGUAAGCGAAUUAGAAUAUUAAGGGUGCCGUCAUAGUGUAGGCCAGCGAAGACCGGACACGGCGCCGACGGGGGCCGAGCGCGGCGCCUCUCCCGCUCGCCUCAAGACUGAUAUCGAUUCGCAUUUUACAUUCCUUCGCCGACAUUAAAACGAUCACAGGUUCUGGCAGCUCCCGCGGUUUGGCGGCGGUGUGCUUUACUAACUAGACAUUAUUAGGUAUGUGUUAAAAUUAAAAAUUUUAAUAUCGAUUCAUCUAGUCUUGUCUUCCUUGCGAUAUACAUAUUACCAAUGGAUAUUCGAUGAUCACGUUAUUAUACCUACUUUGUUAUGGAGAUGCAUCAUACUUCAGUGUGAUACACUGCAGCGAUCGACCUGCGAAUACUAUGGAGGGGGAUGCGAGUCUGUUAUUGUAAUACUCAGAAAUAUUGUCUUAGUUUUGUAUCAUGUUGCAAAAUUAUUUCCUUGGCCUUGGUGUUUUAAACGAAUUUAUAUUAUUUGGUAUAAUUAAAAUCAAAACUAUUAUGAUGAAGAUGCAUUUCGAUAAAGAAUGAAUUCUAAAAAGAACUGUAAAUGUGUGUAUGUAAGGAAUCAUUGUUACUAUAAUGUGAUGCCAGAACGUGCUGGCGAUUAUACGCUUUAAUUAUUCUCUUUUAUAAUCACAAACAUUGGCUUCAUUGUUGUAAUAAAAUCAUUCACCAUUCCAUUUAUCCAUAUUUUCUUAGAGUACGAGGGAGAGCUGGCUAGGUUUAGGUGUUGAGCGUAUCAUUGGAAGUUUUUGACUCAUAUUGUUUUAUAUAGUUUCAAAACACCUAAAUUAUUACAAUAUUGUAAAUACAUUUUAAAGAGACUGAUAUAAGUGAAGUUAUUUAUUUUGUUUGUAAAUCCGCCAGUGUCAAAUAUUAGAUGUCGAUAGUAAAUGAUAAUACAUUACAGUAGGAUCUCAGGUGUAAUAAUUACAGCUCUAAAAGGGAAUGUACUAGAUGUAUAUCAUGAUAACACCUAAUAUCGGUGAUAUGUUUGGCCGAAACGGUCGUGUGGAUUUUAGGUAACUAGUGCUGUUAAAUUUUUGUAUUGUAAUUUGAUUAUGAUCGAUUAAUUUGUUUUAUAAAAAAUAUAAGUCUUUGGCUAUUGUACAAAUCACUGUUUAAUACGCCUAUUAAGUAUGGAAGGAAGUGCUAAGUUUUAGUUAUUUUGAUGACAUCAAAUACAUUUGUAUCAUGUGAUACAUGCAAAUAAUACAGUAGUAACAGGCGACCAAGAUAAAAUGUGAUUGUCUUAGAGUCAUUAUUAAAAAUACUUGUAUAUCAUUGAGUAGCUAUUGUUAUGGACAGAUUUACAUUGGAUUAGUUAUCGACUACGAAGAUUGGCUUCGAUUAAGAUCCACUGACCCCAUAUUAUCGGUGCAGAUACUAAUAAAGCCUAUAACCAAUGCAAUGUAAAUUUACCAUAAUAAACUUUUUAGAGUCAAUGACAACAUAUGUAAAUGAUAUGAAAUUCCAUUUAGUUGCUAUACUUAUUUGUGAUAAUGUUGCAUUAAUAACUGAAUGUGAUAGAAGUCAAUACAGAUAUAGAGAGUGUAUAAAGUCAGCUAUAAUAACAACAGAAACUGUACGCAGCUCAUGUAGUUUUUAUGCAGAUUCAUGAUUAUUAAUUUGACCAUUUUAUUUAUUGAUGCAUUUUGUUGUUAAUAAUUGUAUGUAUACACCUUUUUUGGUAUGAUCUUUUGUAUUGGAGGCUAAAAUGUUAUGAAGAAUGUAGCUCAGUUCUCACAAUUAUAAAUCUUCAGUACAUAGCUUCGACUGGUGGCUAUUUUUUUAUUAAUGAACUUGAUAUUCAAGUUUCAUUAAUAUGUUAGAUUGUUUUAGAUGAAAUCCUAAUCAUUGUAAAUAUAUUAUUUUUAUGAAUUAUUUGUUACUUUUAUUUUUUUAUUAUUUACUGAAGUGUAUAAUCUGAUGAGUUUUGUUUUAUAUAAAUUGCUGUGUGUGCCUGUAAAAUAGUUUCAGCUUUGUUUUUUUUUUAUAUAUGGACUUAUGUGGAGAAUUAAUGGUUGAAAUGAUGAUGAGAAUAGUUUAUUACUGGUAAUUGUAAUAAUAAAUAAUAUUCCUUCUAUGAAGUAUUCCUUGGGAUUAUUCAGAACACAUUAUUACUGUAACAAAACCACCAGAAGCAAUAUUAAGUUGUAAUUUUUUAAUUUACUAUUAUUUAUGUAUUCAUUUUACAAUUUAUAUUCAUGCAAAGUUAAUACAUGUUUUGUAUUUGUAUGAUAUUUAAUAAAUUUCUUUUUUAUAAAUGUGUAAUUAAGCUUUGUUGUGUAAAAUGCAUUUGGCUAAUGUAAUGCAAUGAAUAUUAAGCUUCUGGUACAUGAAUGUUAUAACUAUUCUGCUCAAUUUGUUAUCCAUAUUAGGGAACUUGUUUUGGAUUGUGGAUGUAAGUGUAUUUUUUAAUAAUCUGCAUGUAAUCAUACAUAGCACACCUAUAUCCUAAUUGUAGACAAAGUUAGCAGACACAAAAUAUUUUAAAAUUAAAUUACUUAACUAUUGAUAAGUACAGAUCAAAAGUUGGCUGUGCUGGAAAUAUAAAUGUAUUUAUAAUUUUAAUUCAUAAAAAAUAUUAGAUAUUGGGAUUGUUAUAGGUAAAAAUUCAAAUAUUGUGUUGAAACCAAUAGUCUCGUUUACAGAGACGCGAGGUUUGCGUGUAGAAGCUGAUCUGCCUGUGGAGUGAUCAGAUUUUGAGCAGAUAGUUUCUUACACUUAUAUUUAUAAUCUUUUUUUAUACUUGACAUAUUUAGUAAUCAAACUUAGCAUAUGCUUUUAUCAAACAAUGCAUAAAAUGAACAAAUACUUGAAUAAAUUGAUUACAUAUUAUUGUAUAUUAUUAUUUUGUUUUAUUUUUAAAUGAUAAAUUGUAAUAAAAAAAUAUUAAGACUGUUCACAAACUAUGUCAAAUGAAAUAGAUUAUAAAUAUGUAAGUGUAGCUCAUUUGCGGGAGCUUCAUCUUUACAGGAAAAGGCAUGAAACUCCACAUAUCUCAUGAGGGACCGCCUCUGUUUAAACAGAUCUAAAACAUGGGCCAUUUCAGUAGGAAGAACUGCCAUCAUACAUUUUCUGCCUUCAUAAUGUAAAUAAAUCAUAUGACAGAUCCCUAGAAUAAUUUAAUCAGGAAGAGUACAUGUCUGUAAGUAUUGAAAUACCAUAUAUAAAUAUUCAUAUAUAUAUAUCACAGUAGCCUUAGAUUUUUCUUUUGUACCAGUCAUAACCCCUUUUGAGAGCUGAAUAAAUACAACAUAAUGAA